Molecule: messenger RNA, 2499 nt
Organism: Closterium sp. NIES-67
Lineage: Eukaryota; Viridiplantae; Streptophyta; Zygnematophyceae; Desmidiales; Closteriaceae
Source: the annotation of a GenBank genome assembly
UCAUUGGAUAGUCACGUUGUAGUGUGUUGCGUUGGGAACUAUACACGGGCUUGGGACGUAAAGAGGCUGGAGAAGUAGGAACUACUAGGUUCUGCCGCAUCGUGUGCGCCGACCGUUCUAGCUCGUGCCUUUUCUGGCUUUUAUUAAUCGCGCUGUGUCAAUUAUGGCUGUCGUGGCCUCGCCCGCAGUUCCCGUCCGCCUCGGUGCGGGUGUCCCCGCAUCCGCGCUCUCCGCCACGCCGCAGCGCACCGAAUCCGCCGUAGUCGCCUCUCUCCGCGAAUACCCACGCGUUGCUUCCCGCGCUUUCGCCAGGCGUCCCCGCGCGCUUACCAAGCGGCAUCCACAGUCCCUAUCGCGGCGCUACGCAGUGCGCACACGAGCAGCGGGAGACAAUGAGCCGAAAUCGAAUCCCGAAUCUGCGGAUUCCGCAGCACCAGCGUCCAGCCGCCCAAGCAAGGCCGACGUCCCAUUGGCUGAUCCGGUCGCCGCCGACGAAACUGCGCAGCAGCUUCAGGCCGUGAAACAGCAGCAGCAGCAGGAGCAAGCGAGCGAAGCUUCCCAGCAGCAGCAGCUGUCGCUUGAAGAUGUUAACCCUGUCGAUCUGGGCCGUCGAUCCCGCCAGUUCCUCGACGAUGUGUGGCGGAGAUUGAUCCAACUGGGCCAGCUGGCGCGUCCGGCGCCGCAGGAUGCGGAGGAUUAUAACGAGCUGGUGCGCGGGGGCUUGGACGCCGAUUUCGGCGUUCCGAGCGCGCAAUUCACGACUGUGCUUGUAGCGGGGGCGACGGGCCGCGUCGGGAAGGUGCUUGUAAGAAAGUUGCUCCUACGCGGGUACACCGUGAAAGCGCUUGUGCGAAGCGCGGACCCCGAGACGCUCGAGCAGCUGCCACGUGCGUGCCAGGUGGCAGUCGCUGAUUUGGCAGACGAGGCGGCACUGCAAAAGGCGGUGGAGGGGUGCAAUAAGGUCGUCUUCUGCGCCUCGGCUCGCUCCGCAAUGGCCGCGGACCUCCAGCGCGUGGACCACAUGGGCGUAGUUAAUCUCUCCAAGGCGUUCCUAGACUAUAAUCACCACUUGGCGCAGCGGCGCGCCGGCCGCAGCAGCAAGAGCAAAGCGCUAGUGCUUCGACUUAGUAAGGAGCGGUACCAGGAGGGGUGGGAGUUAGGGGAGGGGCGGACUAUUAAGGACGAUAUAGACCUCCGGUACGGGGCGGGAAUGGAUGCUGAGUUUAGCAUCUCGGAGGACGGGAGAGGCGUGUUCUCCGGAUACGUGUUCACUCGGGGGGGAUACGUGGAGGCGAAGAGGAGGAUUUCGCUGCCGGAGGGAUUAUCGUUUGGCCGCUUCGAGGGUCUAGUGUUCCGCUUUGCGUCGGACGGCAAGCCGUACUCGCUGGUGCUGCGAGUGGCUAAGGAGGGAACGCGGGUGGAGAGAGUGGGGGAGGAGGGGCAGGCGGAGAGCGAGGAGGAGGAAGAGGUGGAGGUGGAGGAGGAGCCGUACGAGUAUGUAGCUGUGGUGAAGACGAGGAGGGGACAAAACACGAUCCGCGUGCCCUUCUCCGCGUUCCGCCCAUCAUCCCCAUCGGACCCACUGCUUGAUCCCAGCCUUGUCUCAUCCCUCGCCCUGCGCUACGAGCAGCGCCGCGCGAAACCGUCUGUGGCAGCGCCACUGCCGUCAGGCCGGGCGGCUUCCAAACUCGGAGCAGAAGGAGACAAGGCCGCCGCCCCUGCCGACCCAAACAGCUUCAAGCUCGCCCUGCAAUACGUCAAGGCGUUUCCUGGAGGGGAGGAGACUGACUUUGUGUUGGUGUCGUGCUCGGGUGCUGGAGUGCCGGAGGAGAGCCGCGAGCGAGUCAUCAAAGCCAAGAUGGCGGCAGAGACCCACCUGCGCAACAGCGGGGUGGGGUACACCAUUGUGAGGCCAGGGCCUCUGCUGGAGGAGCCAGGUGGCAGAAAGGCGCUGGUGUUCGACCAGGGGAACAGGAUCACUCAGGGCAUCAGCUGUGCUGACGUGGCGGACGUAUGUGUGAAGGCCCUGCACGACCCCACGGCCCGGAACAAGAGCUUCGACAUCUGCUAUGAGUAUUCUGACAACUCUGGCCUCUAUGAGCUGGUGGCUCACUUACCCGAUAGAGCCAACAACUACCUCACACCCGCACUGGCGCUGCUUGAGAAGAACACGUGAAGCCAUGCCAUGGGCAUGGCAGAGAGAGGGGAGGGGGGAGAGGGGGGAGAGGGGGGGGGGGGGGGAUUGGGUAGGUUCAGAGGCAUAGACGAGGGUUCUCUGCAAAGCUGUGUAUUUCAAAGCCACAAGGCAAUGCCUUCAGGCCGGGGGAACCUUUGCUUGCUAUCACUGCCUGUCCUGGACUGCCCCUCAAGCUAUAAAGAGAGGAACAUGCCUUAACAGUGACAAGGGAAUGCCGGUUGGUUGAUUUCAGGUGGCAAGGUGAAGGUAAGCCAAUUACUGUAACAUACAAUAUUGUUGCAAACUCAGUUCAGCACCUUCAU